Molecule: messenger RNA, 3831 nt
Organism: Microdochium trichocladiopsis
Lineage: Eukaryota; Fungi; Ascomycota; Sordariomycetes; Xylariales; Microdochiaceae
Product: putative RNA binding effector protein Scp160
Exons: 3
Coding region: 1-3831 (1276 amino acids)
Biological process (GO): nuclear division
Cellular component (GO): cytoplasm; nucleus
Molecular function (GO): mRNA binding
Source: RefSeq, a predicted model, not a curated record
AUGGCCGACAAUCUUUCCGCCGCGGAACGGCUCAAGCAGCAGCAUGCAGAGAACCCUCUGCAGGUGACCGUCGAAGACGUCCCCGACGAGGACCUUCCCGCUCCUUCCGUCUCUGGUGACAGUUCCGCCGCCCCCUCGUGGGCUCCGACAAUGUCAGCCAAGGCUGCCGGUAAGCAGAAGGCUGCUCCCGCCAGCUCCCUCGAUACUGGAUCGCACGAGGCUUUCCCCUCGCUCGGCGGCCCUGCUGGUGCCAAGACCAACGUUACUCCGAUCUGGGGUGGUGCCAAUGGCAAGCCCGCCGCUGCCUCGUGGUCUGCCAACGGAACCCCGAGAUCUGCGACUCCGGCGUCCGGCAUAGCGACCCCUACCGCUGCCCCCAAGGCGGUGUCGAUCCCAGGCCGUCAUGUCGAAUCCUAUGUCCUCGAGGCGUCUCACAUCAUGCCUCGGAACCAGCUCCGCCGGCCGAUCCCGGACAUCGUCAAGGACAUCAACCGCAAGUCUCGUGCCGUCAUCAAUCAGGUCAACGGGCCCAAUGGAAGCCUCAAAUUCAACGCUACUGGACCUCAGGACAAAGCCCAGCAGGCGCUGCGUGAUUUGAUCCAGCAAAUUGGUGCCAAGACCAGCCACAAGGUCACCAUUCCUUCCUCGGCUCGUGCCCACAUCAUUGGCAAACAGGGUUCCAUGAUCAAGGCCAUUCAAGAGAAAUCUGGCGCCAAGGUCCAAUUGCCCAAAGUCGACGAAGCUGACGACGACGAGGAUGGUACCAUCGACGUUCUGAUCGAAGGCAACGCUCUCGCCGUCGCUACUGCCCGCGACGAGAUCAACAAGAUUGCUGGCGAGCGCUCGGCCAACGUGAGCUCGCGCCUCAAGUCGGUUCCUGCCGAGUUCUAUCCAUUCAUUGCCGGCCCUAGCAACAACUUUGUCUCCGCCCUCGAGGCCAACCACGGAGUCCAGAUCCGCGUGCCGCCGCACCAGGCGUGGGCCCAGGCUGUCCCUCAGAUGCCUACUGCUGGUCAGCGCCUGGCGUUCCAGCCCAGCAAUCAGGAGAACUACAUCCAGCUGGCUGGUGACCGCAACGCGGUGCAGGCCGCUCGUGCUGAAAUCGAGCGUCGCGUGCACGACCUUCAGAACCAGCUUCAGAUGGAUCAGGUUGAGAUCGCCAGCGGUCGCCACCAGUUUAUCAUUGGAGAUCGGGGCGUCAACUUGGACGAUUUCCUUGCCGAAACCAACUGUUCGAUCAUUCUGCCCACUGAGGCCGGCGUUGACACUGUCACCGUAAUUGGUCCUGCGGACGACAUCACCCGUGGUCUCGAGAAGGCUUACGAGCUGGCUAUGGAGAUCAAGUCCUCGCCAUUCGACGUUUCCAAAUACCAUGGCCUGAACCCGACCAACGCCCCAGCCUAUUCCCGUGACAUGGCCCGCUACCUGCAGCGCAGGAAGGAGUUCGAGCGCCUGGAGAAGUUGCACAACGUGCACAUCAACGCCGCGCACUCCGAAGGCGUCGCCAAGCCUUGGGACAUAUUUGCCCGCGAAGGCAAGAACUUUAUUCGGUCGCAAAAGGAGAUCGCGUCCAUCGUCAACAGUCACCCUCCUAGCCGCCUGGCUACUGUCCCUGUCGACCCGUUCUUCCACUCAUACCUGCGGUCCGACGUCUCGCCAAAGCUCCAGCAACAACACGGCGUCUACCUCGUUGUGCCCGAGAACCAUGAGACUGGCUAUCCUGCACUCUUGGUGUUUGAGGGGGAGACGACCCCAGGUGCGGAUUACCAGGUCCCGCAGAAGGUCCCCUCGCCUCAGGAUCUCAAGACGUUCCAGCAGGGCUUGAACGAUGCUCGCAAGUUCAUUCUUGACCUCAUCAGCCAGCAGGAGCAGAUUACUACGGAGACGAUCGAGGUGCCCACUAAGAUCCAAGAUCGCCUGCGCAAGUACAUCAAGAAGGAGCAGGAUGAAACAAUCCGGGCCCAGGGUGGCAUCCCUGUUCGUGUUAGUGUCAGAGGUACCACUGUCACCAUGCGCGGCACUGCUACAAGUGUUGCUCAGCUGGCCGAGAAGUCUCGGGCUUUCGUUGCUCAAGAGAUUGAGGACGACAAGGAGCGUGGCUUCACCCUGAAGUUUGACUUCCCUCAGAAGCAUGCCAACCACCUCAUUGGCAAGGGCGGAAGCCAUAUUAACGAGCUUCGCGAGAAAUUUGAUGUUGAUAUCCAGGUCGAGAAUGGCGAGGUUGAGCUCAAGGGUCCCAAGGCGAAGGCUGAACGUGCCAAGUCGCACAUCCUGUCCUUGGGCAGACAAUGGUCUGACGAGACUGCACAUGUCCUCAAGAUUGAUCCCAAGUUUCAUCGUGAACUCAUUGGCGCUCAGGGUGCCCAGAUCCACCGCCUGCAGAAUCGCUAUGGAGUGCACAUCAACUUCCCUCGUGUCGCCAAGGCGUCCAAGGACGAUGAGUCUGUCGCUGAUGCCGGCAGUGAUGCUGGCAAGCCUCGCCGCCAGCAGGGUCCUGACGAGGUUACCAUCCGUGGCCCCAAGAAGGGCGCCGAUGAGGCUCGGGACGAGAUCUUUUCACUGUUCCAGUAUCUUAAGGAGAACUCUCAUGUGGCGACCGUCACUGUGCAGCAGAAGCAGCUGCCAUCCCUCAUUGGGUCGGGUGGUGCUGCCAUGGACGAGCUUCGCCAGCAAACUGGCGCGAAGGUCGACAUCCCCAACGACCGCAGCGAGUCUGAGAAUGGACUUGUUGAGAUCCAGAUCAAGGGUACCAAGUCUCAGGUCGCUGAGGCUAAGAAGAUCAUUGAAGAGAAGAGAGCCGUCUUUGAUGACACCGUCACACGCACCGUCGAAGUCGACAGGAAGUGGCACAAGAACCUCAUUGGACCUGGUGGUGCCACUCUCCGCGAUAUCGUCAUCAACGCUGGUGGUCCGGAGGACCGCAGGCUGCAGGCCCGUACCAUUCAGUUCCCGAAACAGGACGCGGAUGGAAAUGGCAUCAAGGUUGAGGGUCGCAAGGAUGUCGUUGACAAGAUCAUUGCUGCUAUCGAGGCUGCCGUCGCCCAGCGCGAGAGCCAGGUGACCGAAGUUCUCGAGGUCCCGACCGACAAGCAUAGGUCGCUGAUCGGCCGCGGCGGCGAGGCCAAGCGCCAGCUUGAGUCUCAGUUCAACGUCGCGAUCGAUAUCCCCCGCCAGGGUAGUGGUCAGACUGGUGUCAAGAUUGCGGGUCUUCCCGCUGACGUCGAGAAGGCAAAGGAGCACAUUGCUUCGCUAGUCAAAGAGCAGGCUGGCGAGACUGUCCAGGUUCCUCGCAAGUACCACCACUCGAUUGCGGAGAACGGCCAGUUCUUCCGCAAGCUCCGUAACGACCACAAGGUCACGGUUGACCAUGCUGGCGAGGCUCUUCCAGCCAAGCCCCAGGCUUCUGCUCCUGCCACCAGCGGCUCCCUGCCGCUCAUCACCGAUGAUGCUGAGUCUGCUGGCGAUGUUCACUCGUGGAACAUUGUCGAGAGCGUCUCGACCGAGGAGGGCGACAUUCCGUGGGUUCUUAAGGGCAACCCGGAGAGCAUUGAGAAGGCCAAGAAGCUCAUCGCCUCGGCGCUUGAGCAGGCCCAGAAGAGCAAUGCCACGGGCUACCUCGUGCUCGCAGACCCAUCGACCUACCGCUACGUUAUCGGCCAGGGCGGCUCCAAGGUCAACUCAAUCCGCAAGCAAAGCGGCUGCAAGAUCCAGGUGCCGCGCGACUCCAAGGAGGACGCUAUCGAGGUCACUGGUUCCAAGGAGGGCUGCGAGAAGGCCAAGACCCUUAUCCUCGAGGCUGUCCGCGAGGGCCUCGCGUCUAGACGGGACUAG